ACAAAGUAAGCCAGCUCAAAGUCCCGUAAGGCAAACGCAACCAACGCGGAUAAUCCGCGCAUGCGCGCUGUCCAAUCCCUCUUUGGACCUACGUCUCCACCGAUAUCAUGGCCAAGCGCACCAAGAAGGUGGGGAUUGUUGGUAAAUACGGCACGCGUUAUGGCGCGUCCCUCAGGAAGAUGGUCAAGAAGAUUGAAAUUAGCCAGCAUGCCAAAUACACCUGCUCCUUCUGUGGCAAGACUAAGAUGAAGAGGAGGGCUGUGGGCAUCUGGCACUGUGGGUCCUGCAUGAAGACCGUGGCUGGAGGAGCCUGGACAUACAACACAACUUCUGCUGUCACAGUCAAAUCUGCCAUCAGAAGACUGAAGGAGCUGAAGGACCAGUAAACUGGUGCAACGAUCACUGGAAGAUUGGGGACUUUUUUCUAGUUUUACUAACCUGGACACUGCAUUAACAUCCUGAAAUAAAGUGGUCUGGAGCAGAA
This is a messenger RNA of Lampris incognitus (smalleye Pacific opah), 484 nucleotides long. It is a transcript of the gene rpl37a, whose product is annotated as ribosomal protein L37a. The record is from RefSeq and is a predicted model, not a curated record. The transcript has 4 exons. Gene Ontology annotation, cellular component: ribosome. The coding region runs from base 108 to 386 and encodes 92 amino acids. Gene Ontology annotation, biological process: translation. Gene Ontology annotation, molecular function: structural constituent of ribosome. Lineage: Eukaryota; Metazoa; Chordata; Actinopteri; Lampriformes; Lampridae.